This is a messenger RNA of Varanus komodoensis (Komodo dragon), 1224 nucleotides long. RefSeq names its product NFKB inhibitor like 1 (gene NFKBIL1). Gene Ontology annotation, molecular function: protein binding. The transcript has 5 exons. Lineage: Eukaryota; Metazoa; Chordata; Lepidosauria; Squamata; Varanidae. Gene Ontology annotation, cellular component: nucleus. Gene Ontology annotation, biological process: canonical NF-kappaB signal transduction; negative regulation of toll-like receptor signaling pathway. The coding region runs from base 135 to 1184 and encodes 349 amino acids. The record is from RefSeq and is a predicted model, not a curated record.
UGGUGUGCGCCGUUUUCCUCCUUUCCUCAUAGAAAUCGCCGUCAGCCACGCAGAACUGAGCCAGUUUCGGUGUUGGGCGGAUGUUAAGAUCAAGACUCUGCAGGUAACUGCCUUCCAGCUGCAUAUCCAUUCCCAUGGCAUCAGGGUAUCAGCAUCGCCUGUGGCGCUAUGUAGAUUCCGGCCGCCGUCGCAAGCUGCGUAAACUUUUGCAGCGUCACAGGAAAGUGCUGGACCUGAGCGAGCCUGCGGGGCGUAAGGGCCGAACCCCGCUGCACCGAUCCUGUGCCCGGCAGGACCUCAGAACUGCCAUCCUCUUGCUGAAAUAUGGAGCAGAUCCCUCCGUCCUGGACCAGCGUGGGGACACCGCUCUGCACGUCGCUGCCCGGCAGGUGGCACGCAAGGGAGGCACUGUGUAUGAAGACCUCUUUGUGCCCCUACGGUGUCGCUGCCCUGCCGCCAUGAACAUCCGGAACCGAGAUGGACGAACGCCGGGAGACCUCCUGGGACAGUCCGAAGAGAAAUGGUGCCCUCAGGAGGCAGUUGAGAACGGUGAGGCAAAACGCAAGGCGGAUGCGGAGUGGAGCUGCAAACUUCUAGGUGAAUGGGAGGAUGAAUACCGGGAGACCUGCUGGCAGUAUGAAGAGGAUUUCUAUGCCACUGAUCCAGAGCCAGAAAACUAUGAGGAUUGGGCUGACCGCAUAUUUCGGGAAUACAGGCAAAAACAACAGCAAGAAAGGGAGCGGUAUCAGCGGAAGCCUAAAACUACACCUCCAAAGCCUUCCCCUGGGCUGCAGCAGCUCCUGGAGGAAGAACACCUGCUUUAUGAGAAGCGUGCCCGAGCCAAAGACGAAGAGCUGAAGGAGGCCAAGAAGCGGCGCUACCAGGAAAGCUGCAGCCGGGUCUUCUCCGCUGACAGUUCCCGGCUGCUGUACUAUGCGGAUAUUCCCUGGCCUUGUGCCACCGGGACAGCAGAGGAGAUGGCUGCUGUGGCGCUGCACGGCACGGGCUGCUCUGACGGGGCGGCCUAUCGGCGCCUCCUCCGGCGCCAGCAGGUUUUGUGGCACCCGGACAAGUUUGCCCAACGUUGCGGCUCACGCCUAGCGGAGCAGGAUCGCCGCCGGAUCUUGGACACGGUUACAGCAUUGUCCCAAGCAUUCAACCGGCUAGCAGAAGCUGCCAAAUGAUUCUUUGCUGCCUGCUUGUGAAUAAAACUUCAUUUUUGAA